GGCGGCGCGGGGUCAGCCGUGGGUCACGACUCCCUCGGCUCCGCUGCAGGGCGGGGGUCGCGGCGCCCUCCCCCACCAACCCCGCACCCCGCGCGCGCCCCGCAGAGCCUGCUCCUUCCGGCGCUCGAGUACGCAAAGCUCCAGGCCUUUCUGACCCCGCACUGCACACCCCAGAAACCCCAGGUCCUCCAGGACGCCCGGGACUUUUCGGACCUGCAGAUGCCACGGACACCAGAUCCCCCACGGACCCCUCGGCUCCCCCGGACUCCGCGGUCGCAGCAGGGGCUGAGGGGCGCCGGCCCCCGGGACGGCUUGUGGGCGGGGCCUCGCGGGGAUUGGCUGCGGCCUGGAUACUUUGUAGCACCCGCACCUUCUGCGCUGCCCAGCGCCUCCUCGCCAGCCCCGGGUGCGCGCCAAGCACGUGCGCCAGCGCUGAAGCGGGUCCCAGAGGAGUGGCCACGACCCAGCACAGGAUGCAGAGCUUCCUGACUCUGCUGAAGGAGCAUGAGGACACCUGUGCACCCCCGGCGGAGCUGGUGACCCUUGCGGGCAGACUGUGCCGGGACUUCCAGGAUGACCUUGCUCAAGUGCAGCCUUUGGUCACAGCCAUUCUGGACAGCCAGCUCCGCCUGCACCUCCUGGACAACGCAGAUGUGGCCCUGGCAUGCGCCCGUGUCCUGGACCGGCAGGAGCAGCAGCAGGCGGCUUGCCGGCUCCUGGAGGGGUGCCAGGUGCCGGGAGGCAGCCAGGAGCUAGUGCAGCUCUGGAACGACAUCCACUACCGUCUGGUCAUGAGGAGGCUGGGCGUGGCUGCGCUCACCCCGGUGCAGAAGUUCCGCUGCAGGAAGAGGAACCCCCCGCCCCCCUCCCUCUGCCCGGAGGGGCUGAAGAGCCGGAACUUCCCCAGAGAGGUUCGUGAGAAGCUGCACAAUUUCGCUGUGGGGGUGAACACCAACCCCAGCAAGGCUGAGAGGGAGAACUUGGCAUUGGAGACGAGCUUGACCCCUGAGCAGGUGUACAACUGGUUUGCCAAUUACCGGCGCCGCCAAAGAGCCUUUCCCCAGCACAUGAAGCCAGCCCAGCAGGCCACAGCUGAAGACCCUGGUGCAAGGGAGAGGGGUCCUGACCUCCUGCAGCCCUCAGGCAACCCCCAUGUUGACUCUGGGUUUGUGGACAGGCCUCAGUGGUCAGAGGAAUGUAAGGAAAAGGGGCCUCCACAGUCCCCACAGACCACCCAAGGACCAUGGGAGCCACUGGCCUUAGCCCCAGACUUUCCUGCAGAUGAGACAGUCUCAAAGCCACUGGCCUUAGCCCCGGACUUUCCUGCAGAUGAGACAGUCUCAAAGCCACUGGAUGUCAGGUCUCUGCCAGGUGGCGAGAUGUACCAGGAGGGGCCUGGCCAUGAUCCUGCCACCCUCCCCCUCUUCUGCCCUGGCCCUGGCCUCUGCCCUCUGGCUGCCGGCAGUGACAUGCUGGACCCCUCUCUGGCUGCCCCUGAAUCUUGGCUGAUGUCUCUUGCACUGGCGUCCUCCAAGGAAGUUUCCUUCCAGACUGGGCAGCUGGUCCACAGUCAUGGGCUGGACUUCAUGAUGGGCCCUGCAGAUACCGCUGUGGCUGUGUCCAUUGCCACCCUUGGAGAUCCCAGCCCUACAGGGUUUGCUGGCCCCCACAGCGGCCAUCCCCAGAGCGUGCAGUUGGAGGAGGGUCUGGGCACAAGCAGUGGACGGACAGAGCUACGGGUGGGCAGCUUCCUGGUGACACAGCCUCCACUGCAAGCUCCUGAAUUCAUCCUCACCCAGAGCCCUCCAGAGCUGGCCCCAGCCCCGUCUGCCUUCCCCGGCCCUGUGUCUGCCACGGAGCUGAGCCAGGCCCUGCCCUCCAGCCAGGUGCAGUGUUCUGAUAGCCAGGCCUCUGGUGAUGCCUUCUGGGGAGCCAGGAUGCUCCUUGAGUUUUCAGGGAGCAGCCUGGGCUGAGCUAUCCUCAGGAGCCAAACAGCACCCCAGGAGGAGCGGGUGUGGAUGGUCUGCCUGGUCAACACAAGGAGUUACAGAGCUUUAUCCUGAAUACAAAAUGAAAGUCCCCAGAGUUCCCCUGGGGGCUCUGCUGAAAAGCAGAGAUUCUUUCCCACUGCCAUGUUUGAAUAGUUUGGUUAGCAAUUCCCUGUAGUAGAGAAAGCAUUUGAGAAAUGUUCGUGAGAUCAGAAGUCAAAGGUGGGUCUGUCCCACUCACGCAGCACUGGAUCAGUCGGGCUCCAGGGCACUCAUGUGCAGAGAAGGCCAUUCUAGAGAGGGGAGUGAUCUGCUGCUGGCUGCCUUGCCGUCUGCCCGUGCACACGGCCAGACUUUUCCACCAAGUUAACUGAGUGAGGUAUGAGGAGUGUUCUGAGAUUUCUGUGUGUAGGGGCUUCUCCCUUGAGUACUGGGAGGCAAACCUGUCUGCGAAUGGCCCAGGCAGGGCACAGUAGGGUGGGUUUUCCAUCCAAGUUGUAAUUCACUGUGUCUAUGACACAAAUGUUGUAGUCAAUUAAAGUUUAAUGUUUUGAACUCC
Pongo pygmaeus (Bornean orangutan) is the source of this 2547-nucleotide messenger RNA. It is a transcript of the gene ANHX, whose product is annotated as anomalous homeobox. Gene Ontology annotation, molecular function: DNA-binding transcription factor activity, RNA polymerase II-specific; RNA polymerase II cis-regulatory region sequence-specific DNA binding. The transcript has 10 exons. Gene Ontology annotation, cellular component: transcription regulator complex; nucleus. NCBI's taxonomy places the organism in Eukaryota, Metazoa, Chordata, Mammalia, Primates, Hominidae. Gene Ontology annotation, biological process: regulation of skeletal muscle cell proliferation; skeletal muscle fiber development; regulation of transcription by RNA polymerase II. The record is from RefSeq and is a predicted model, not a curated record. The coding region runs from base 474 to 1973 and encodes 499 amino acids.